CAACAGCACAUUCUGUUGAAACGCAGACAUGCCAGCUCUAUUAGUACUAAUUGUUGCUGUAGCACAGAUUGUUGCUAUACACUCUGUCCAGUUUGUUAUAAGAAAUAAUGUUCCAGGUCCGAUUGAGGUGGGAAUCCAGGGCAAUCCCGGUCACGCUCACCUUAACAAUGGAGGAUUUCAUUUAAACCAAGGAAGCGAGGUGACUGUAAACGCACCGGAUAACUGGGCUGGAAGAUUUUGGCCCAAGACAUGGUGCGUGAAUGGACGUUGUCAAACUGGCGAUUGUGGAGGUAGGGUGGAAUGUGCGGGUGCAGGUGGUGUUCCUCCGGUAACUUUAGUUGAAAUUACCCUUCGCGGAGCAGGAAAUCAAGAUUUUUACGACGUGUCUUUAGUCGACGGUUUUAAUAUUCUCGCAUCGAUUUCUCCCGAGGGUGGUCAAGGUAAUUGCCAAACCGUCUCGUGCAAUUACAAUCUUAACCAGGCCUGUCCCAAUGACUUGAAGAAGAUCGGAGGAAACGGAAAUGACGUUGUCGCCUGUUUCUCUUCCUGCAUGAAGCACAACACUGAUCAGUUCUGCUGCAGAGGAGCUUAUAACAAUCCGCAAACGUGCAACCCAGGGAAUAUGCCCCAGCCUAACUCGGCGGGUUAUUUCAAGCAACAUUGUCCACAAUAUUACAGCUACGCGUACGAUGAUGCUACGAGUACCUUUACAUGUUUAGCGAACCGCUACAGGAUAACCUUCAGCUAAUCUGAACCAAUGGUUUUUUUUUUGUGAUCGCAUGUUCAUAUGCCUACUUAAUUACCUAUUGCAUGAAAUUAAAACAUCGUGACUAAUAAAAUGAUCCUUACCAGUGAGAAGCUCA
Messenger RNA from Photinus pyralis (common eastern firefly), 863 nucleotides. RefSeq names its product pathogenesis-related protein 5-like. Gene Ontology annotation, cellular component: extracellular region. Lineage: Eukaryota; Metazoa; Arthropoda; Insecta; Coleoptera; Lampyridae. The transcript has 3 exons. Gene Ontology annotation, biological process: defense response. The record is from RefSeq and is a predicted model, not a curated record. Bases 29 to 748 code for a protein of 239 amino acids.